GCCGCUCUGAGCCGCUGUGAGCUUGGGUACACCUUUAGUUAUGGAGACAUCUUCCCGGGGAGUUGUCGAUAUAAGUUGUGGCUUAGAAAAUGUCCUUAUUUUAAUAGAAAAGAAUGUGGUCUCAUCUCCGAUUCCUCAUUUUCAAUAUUCCCCAGAGAAUGUCCAGGGCCCUGGCUGUGCUGUCGACCCAAGUGAAGUCACUCUUUCCGGAUGCUCUUGUGUUUCCCACUCCUGUGUUCUGGAAAGCUGCUCUUGUCUGCAGACUCAUGGACAGGCAUACACCAUCCAGGGCACACUGUUAGUCCAACACACGGAGGACCCAUACGUUACACCUGUCUUUGAAUGUAAUGCCUUAUGCCUCUGCGGCGACUCCUGCCAAAACCGCCUGGUGCAGAUGGGAGUGAGACAUAAACUGGAAGUAUUUUGGACCACAAACAGGGGCUGGGGUGUGCGGACUCUAGAGACGAUCCAGUGUGGAGCUUUUGUGUGUGAAUAUGCUGGAGAAGUGAUAGGAUUUUAUGAGGCCAAGCGGAGACAGCUUGCACAAGGACCAACAGAUAAUAAUUACAUCAUUGCUGUGAGGGAACAUGCAGGAACAGAAAAUAUCACAGAAACGUUUAUUGACCCAGCUCAGAUUGGAAAUGUAGGGCGCUUCCUCAACCACUCCUGCCUACCCUGCCUGUUCAUGGUACCUGUGAGGGUGCACUCUGUUGUACCCAGGCUGGCUCUGUUUGCAGGACGGGACAUUGUCGCAAAAGAGGAACUAACUUUUGAUUACUCAGGAGGAUACAGGGGUUAUUGUAGCCAAGAAGGGUUAUGGUCCAUAGCAGCAAAUCCUACUGAGGCUAUUGGAACAGAUGGACUCCAACAGAAGAUUUGCCAUUGUGGCUCACAAAACUGCACAGGAGUUCUUCCUCUAGAUUUAUCAAUUCUCAGAUAGUUUUAUUAUGAAAUAUUUGUACUUGGUUCUGUACAAACUGUAUCAGUAUUAGUGGAGCAUUGCAUGACAUUCCAGCACACUUAAAUACCAGUACAUACAUGUCUUCUAAUUAUGCAGCUUUCAGACCAAAGCAAUCUGACACUAGCACAAGUGAGACCUAUAUUAUUACAUUUUUACUGCUCUGAGUUUUUUAUU
This is a messenger RNA of Periophthalmus magnuspinnatus, 1135 nucleotides long. It is a transcript of the gene setmar, whose product is annotated as SET domain and mariner transposase fusion gene. The coding region runs from base 41 to 940 and encodes 299 amino acids. Gene Ontology annotation, cellular component: nucleus. The record is from RefSeq and is a predicted model, not a curated record. Gene Ontology annotation, molecular function: histone H3K9 methyltransferase activity; protein binding; zinc ion binding. Lineage: Eukaryota; Metazoa; Chordata; Actinopteri; Gobiiformes; Gobiidae. The transcript is spliced from 2 exons.